AUGGGUCGAAAUCGAGCUCCUUCGGCCUCCGGCACCACUGUUCGUGUCGUUCUUAGCGGUCUCACACGCUCCAUCAAAUGUCUCGUCGUUAGCCCCCUACCACUUGCACCUACGGUGGAAGAGAAGCGGGAGUACACGAUUCUUUUCCCUCUUCGCCCUACCUAUCACCCGAGCUCGCUGGAUCGCCGCUGUGACUCCGUACAUCCCACGGCGUUUGCGUCAGGGCUGAUUUCCGCUCCCCAGCCAUUGCUUCGACUGUACAUGGGUGUCCGGAUGCGCAAAUCUCUCUUCUCGUUUAUAUCCCAAUUCUCGGCACUCCACAGGGAUUCAAAGACCCCGACGCCUGCGCCGUCACCCCCUAACGAUCUCCGUAUCCGUGACGACUCUGACCCCAAACCAUAUUCCCCGACCGUUUCCCUUCCAACUCCCGCUCCAUCACCACCUCAACUUCGAGACUCCCGCGAGCCCUCACCCGACAGACCGUCGCCUAUCUUUGAUAAAGUACCAGAGCCCGCCGUCGCCAGCUCUACCACGCCUGUCAACGAUCCAUUCGCACAAAGUGUUACGGGGAAACGACGGAGCAAUUCACGACCCUUGUCUAUGGUAUUGUCCUCGCAGCAGCCCCUCAUGGAAAGCAACGAGGAAAUCAUUCCGGAGCUCCAGCCCAUCUUUGCUUUACUCAGCAGUCAUGCGAACAAGUUGUAUCAGGAAGGAUAUUUCCUGAAGUUGGAUGACCAGGAUAUUAAGGGGAGACCGAAUCCGGACCGAACAUGGACAGAGUGCUUUGCCCAAUUGGUGGGCACAGUUCUGUCUCUUUGGGAUGCUGCCGAGCUUGAUGCCGCCGGAGAAGACGGUGAAGUCCUCCCCAAGUUCAUCAACCUCACAGACGCUUCCAUCAAAAUGAUUGAAUCGCUUCCGACAAGAUCAAGCGACGAACAGCCCCUCCAGAACAUUCUCAGCAUCAGCACUGCUGGGAGGAACCGAUAUCUGCUGCAUUUCAACUCGCAUCAUUCUUUGAUCCAAUGGACGUCCGGCAUACGGUUGGCCAUCUUUGAGCAAUCCACCCUCCAGGAGGCUUAUACGGGGGCCCUGAUAGCUGGAAAGGGGAAAUCCCUAAAUAACAUCGGCGUCAUCAUGGAACGAGCGAGAGCACCUGUCCAAGAAUGGGUGCGGGUCAGAUUUGGAGCUGGUGUCCCUUGGCGACGCUGCUGGUGUGUCAUUGAGCCUCCGAGCGAGAAAGAAGUUCAAAAAGCCCAGAAGGAGUUUAAGAAGCGCUCCCCUUAUGAUCGCUCUCACGGUCCAGUACUGAAGGGCCAAAUCAAGUUCUACGACUCGAAAAAGGACGCAGAGAAGAAGAAGAAGCACUCGAAGCCCAUUGCAUCUAUCACCGACGCCUACGCAGCGUAUGCCAUUUACCCGCAGGCAAAGGCGUUGAUUGAUGGAUCGGCACUCGUCAAGAUCGAGGGAAGCAUCACCAUCCACUCGGAACCGCCAUCGUCGACAGAGGGCUUCGUCUUCAUCAUGCCUGAGGUCCACCCCGCCGUCUCCGGUUUCGAGAUGUUACUCCGAUUUUUGUUUCCCACGUGGGAUACUUUUGCACUAUACGGCCGCCCUGGCCGCCUAGUUGCUAGCGUGCUAGACCCACGUUCUCUGAUGUUUGCCAUGCCCAAGCACAAACGAUAUGGGUAUUUGGAACUUCUCGAUGUCAGCGGUCUAAUUUUAACUGACGGGAGCUCGGCGUGGACCGAGCAGCAGUGGAAGAAGAAAAUGAAGGAACUGACAGGGCAGCGUAUGAAUGCCGUCGAAGAUGCACCUACGAGUCACAGUCGAAGCGCGAGUCGCAGUAGCAAGCGCUUAAGCUUUGGCCAGAAUCCAGCGUCCUCUUCUAAGCCACGUGUAGGUUUUUCGGAGGAGGCCGGUCCCGUUAGAUCAUCUCGGUCUCUCUCGCUGUCCAGGCCCUCCCAGAGAACGGACUCGGCGCCGCCGGAUCCCAAUCGGGAGCCCGUACCAUCGACAAUGGCCGGGCAUCCUCGUCAUUCCCGCAACAUCUCUGAUACACAACUUGCUCAUGCCGCAUCGGCCCAUGAAUUGGAUGGUCCCGGAGCCCCGCAGCCCAGUAUGCGAGGCCCUGAGCGCGCCAGGACCUUUGCUAGCGAUUUGGCAUCUACUCCCGAAAGAGUCAGCUCAGAGGAUGAGAGUGCCGUGAGGAGCCAAUUGACCAACGACCUCCAGGAGAUCCAACGGAUGCAGGCACCAGAGCCGGUUAACGCGCCACCGGCCUUUUCGCAUGGUGCAGGCUCUCGACCGCAACAAAAGCCAUACCAUUCACCCGAGAUGCGCAGAGCACACAAUCGUUUGUCAAACACCACGUUAUCGCAGAUAGCCACAGCAGGCGGUUUGCCUUCGGAUGCGGUCCCAAACGAAUUUGACAGAUACCCUGAACAAGGCAGAGGCCAAUCACAAGGGCAACCAGCGGUACAGCCACAAGCCAGCGUCAAACCAAUGAGGAUGAAUGCUAAUUUUAUUGGAACUCGUGAAGCUCUAACAUCACCUUCGACGACGAACAACGGCCCCUCCGGUCCCUCCCCAGGGCUUACAUCGCCGCACAUGAAAUCGCCUCAAAACCCCUCGACGGCUUCGCUUACCCAUUCUGUCGAUAAUCCAGCCAGCGGCCGCGGCACUCCCCCAAUGACGAGUUUCCCGGGAUCAACAACUGAGGGCCGACGUACCCCACCUCAUAGCCAAGGAUCGCCGCGAUCCAAUAUGCCAGGAAGAUCCCCACCGGUAACCAGGAAACCUCUUCCUCCAGGAUCGCCAGCCUUACGUCGCUUAUCUGAAGACUCUGUCUCGUCACUGCCCGUUCGGUCGGGGUGCAGUGCCGGAGGCCUUCACCAACAAGUCGAAGACGCCAAUCUGUGGUUAACUAUGCUUGAACGAAAAAACAGCGUGCAAAGUUAUUCGGACAGCCGUUCCAUUGACGCUGCAUCUACAGCGAGCCCGGACUACGCAAGCACCCAUAGAUCCACGGACACACAGGAAUCAGCAGACCGAGAACGACCACGUGCUGGAAUUUUGAAAGUCGUUGGUGAUACCUCCGUUUCCCCACAUGACGCAAAUGGCAGCAGCAGUGGGAAGGCUGACCUUGGGAUUAACAUCAAUUUUGGACCAACUUUCAACUAUUCGGCCAUGAAAAGUUCUUCCGCCAAGCCCACUGAAUUCAGCGCACAACCAAGCCGGUUCUUUUCUCCCAACACCGCCAGAAAGUCACCGGGACCAGGCACUUCGUAUUCUCACUUCCGACAAGACUCGGAUGACACUAUCCGUCGAACUGUUCCCUGGCAGCCUGGCUCUGGUGUGAAGGCUACUGCAGCUCACAAUGCUGUUUCUCCCGAACAGUUUGUACAACAACGCGCGGCUGCUCCUCCCAUUCCCGGAUUCGUACAUCAACGCAGCCCGUCGUCCCAAACAAUCACCGACUUGAGAGCAACAGCCCCUUCCUCGCCCCUAAGACGACCCGGCGUCCACGGCGGUGCGCACUCAAGACACAAUUCUGCCGAACUACUCUCGUCAGGGCGCCCUGCAAGCCGUGGCCCGGUAGCCGUUCUGUCGAGUGCUGAGGUCUCGUCUCAUCUAUCUGCUCGUGAGCAAGAAUAUGUUGCUCGGGCCACUGGAACCCCAUUGAUUGCGAUGGCCAGCAAUAAGAGUGAACCCCAACCCAAAAGCGGCCUCGUAGGUGCGAUACAACAAAGGGAAAGAGAAAGAGCGCACAUGAGGCAAGGAGUAAGUGGUCAAGCUGUUGCGCACGCCAUUGACCAGAGACAACGAGAGCAAAACCAACAAGCACAACGGGUAGCGCAGCAGGCUGCAUUUGCCCAACAGCAGGCACAUUUUUUUUCUGGGCAUUUCAACCCAAAUGUGGUGAGCAACGGUGCUGCUUCGGUGUACAAAUUCGAUAUGAGUGGCUUGGAUAACGUGUACACGGUUCAUACGGGGCGUAGUCAGCCUCUACAGCCUGACAAUGGUUACGAAUCCCGACAGGCUAGACCUCGCUCCGAGCUCCUGGCGCAGCGCAGCUCAUAUGCCCUCGGUGACCCCACUGCCGCAGGACACGGAGGAGGCAGCGCCGUGGGGGUAGGUCCUCCCACGGAUACGCCACAUGGUUCGUACCCUCUUCAGUCUCCUUCAAGCUACAAAGUUGGUGGUCAGAAUGGCCAGGCUCAAUUUCCGUUCUUCGGUCGACAUUGA
Messenger RNA from Neurospora hispaniola, 4245 nucleotides. RefSeq lists its product as uncharacterized. Bases 1 to 4245 code for a protein of 1414 amino acids. The transcript has 6 exons. The record is from RefSeq and is a predicted model, not a curated record. Lineage: Eukaryota; Fungi; Ascomycota; Sordariomycetes; Sordariales; Sordariaceae.